AAUUCAGGCUCGGGAGCCCCGCCCACACGCCCGGCGCGCCCGGAAGGCCCACCCCCUCGCCGAGGUUUAGCGAGGUAGGCCGCGAUUGGAGGUUCAGACGUUGACGAAGCUUUUCGCUUUGGGUGGCCUCUCCGCUCGGGCGGCUGUUGAGAGGGGCUCGGGGAACACUUAGCGGGGCUCCACGGUCCUUGAGCGCUCGGAAGUGCGAUGAGGUCGGUUAGCUACGUACAGCGCGUAGCCCUAGAGUUCAGCGGGAGCCUCUUCCCACACGCCAUCUGCCUCGGAGACGUUGACAACGACACGUUAAAUGAACUGGUGGUGGGGGACACCAGCGGAAAGCUGUCAGUGUAUAAGAAUGACGACAGCCGGCCAUGGCUCACCUGCUCCUGCCAGGGAAUGCUCACUUGCGUUGGGGUUGGGGACGUAUGUAAUAAAGGAAAGAACCUAGUGGUGGCCGUGAGUGCUGAGGGCUGGUUUCACUUGUGUGACCUGACGCCUGCCAAGUCCCUGGAUGGUUCCGGGCACCACGAGACCCUUGGUGGGGAGGAGCAGCGCCCAGUCUUCAAGCAGCACAUCCCUGCCAACACCAAGGUCAUGCUGAUCAGCGACAUCGAUGGCGAUGGCCGUUGCGAGCUGGUGGUGGGCUACACAGACCGUGUGGUCCGGGCUUUCCGCUGGGAAGACCUGGGCGACGGCGCCGAGCACCCAGCGGGGCAGCUGGUGUCGCUCAAGAAGUGGAUGCUGGAGGGUCAGGUGGACAGUCUCUCGGUGACACCUGGGCCCCUGGGUGUUCCCGAACUGAUGGUGUCUCAGCCAGGCUGUGCUUAUGCGAUUCUGCUGUGUACCUGGAACAAGGACCCAGGGGCGCCCCCCACCUCUGAGGGACCCAUGGAGGGCACUCGGGAGACCCCGGCCGCCCGGGACGUCGUGUUGCACCAGACCUCUGGCCGCAUCCACAACAAGAAUGUCUCCACUCACCUCAUCGGCAACAUCAAGCGAGGCCACAGCCCCGACAGUGGUGCCUCUGGUCUCUUUGCCCUCUGCACCCUUGAUGGGACCCUGAAGCUCAUGGAGGAGGCGGACAGGCUGCUGUGGUCGGUGCAGGUGGACCACCAGCUCUUCGCCCUCGAGAAACUGGACGUCACGGGUAACGGGCAUGAGGAGGUGGUCGCCUGCGCCUGGGAUGGCCAGACGUACAUCAUCGAUCACAACCGCACCGUCGUCCGCUUCCAGGUGGACGAGAACAUCCGCGCCUUCUGUGCAGGCCUGUAUGCCUGCAAAGACAGCCGCAACAGCCCCUGCCUCGUGUACGUCACGUUCAACCAGAAGAUCUACGUGUACUGGGAGGUGCAAUUGGAGCGGAUGGAGUCCACCAACCUGCUCAAAGUGCUGGAGGCCCAGCCGGAGUUCCGGGAGCUGCUGGGAGAGCUGGGCGUGGAUCCCGAUGAGCUGCCUGCCGCCCGCGCCCUGCUUCACCAAACCCUCUACCAUCCAGACCAGCCUCUACAGUGUGCCCCUGCGGGCCCCCAGGACCCCACCUAGCUGGACCGGCUUCCUGGCAGAACAAGGAGCCUUCUGAACCUGCCCGCCCCCACCCCCCCACUAGCUGUCUGGCAUCUGGAAGACAGGAAGUGCACAUUACAGGGGAAGGAUGGCGCCCCCCUUGGGUGCUGGGGACUGUAGACCUCCUGGUCGUCUUGGUGAAGGAAGAGACAAGCUGCCUGCCCCUCUGCCCAUUUCCUUCAGCAGGCACUGCCCCUCACCCAUCCCGUCAGCAGGCACUGCCCCUCCCCAGAGCCCCCCACUCCUGUUGUUUGUGAGGAGUGGCUACACACACAGGGCCCCCUACUCGGGGGGCCCCAACUUGUAAGGAGACCAGGCUUCGGGGCCAGAAGAGUGAAGGCAGUGAGGGCCCAGCCCCCCGCAAGUUCCGUCUCCUGCAGCUCCAGGCGACUAACCUUAGUGACUGUGACAGGAAUGGCGAACCACAGAUCUUUCACCGUGAUGGGGUUACGCCCUCAUUAACCCAUUGUAGGUUGAAAAUACCGUUAAGUGGAAAAUGCAUUUCCCACACCCCACCUGCUGAACAUCACAGCUUAGCCUUGUCCAUGUUAACUGUGCUCCAAGCACUUAUAUCAGCCUGCAGUUGGACACGAUCACCUGACACAAGCCUCUUUUAUAAUAAAGUGUCAUUAUAAAAGUGUUAGAAUAAA
Cervus elaphus (red deer) is the source of this 2213-nucleotide messenger RNA. RefSeq names its product integrin alpha FG-GAP repeat containing 2 (gene ITFG2). The record is from RefSeq and is a predicted model, not a curated record. Gene Ontology annotation, cellular component: KICSTOR complex. The transcript has 12 exons. NCBI's taxonomy places the organism in Eukaryota, Metazoa, Chordata, Mammalia, Artiodactyla, Cervidae. Gene Ontology annotation, biological process: regulation of TOR signaling. The coding region runs from base 208 to 1542 and encodes 444 amino acids.